Molecule: messenger RNA, 893 nt
Organism: Hibiscus syriacus
Lineage: Eukaryota; Viridiplantae; Streptophyta; Magnoliopsida; Malvales; Malvaceae
Product: cell division topological specificity factor homolog, chloroplastic-like
Exons: 2
Coding region: 52-735 (227 amino acids)
Biological process (GO): cell division; regulation of division septum assembly; chloroplast fission
Source: RefSeq, a predicted model, not a curated record
GUGAGCAAACGAGCUCGUAAGAGACUAAGAGAAAUUCGAGCUGACUAAAAAAUGGCGGUAUCGGGGAAUUUACGUGUGGAUGCUACUCUUGCUUCCUACCAUCAACACCCCUUUCGAAGCUACGUCCCAUCUUCAAAGGUUGAUUCCGUGUGUUCCAUGAAUGGAGGAUCAAGGUAUCUCGAAAUCACACCAAAAUGGAAGGGAUUGGCGAUAAAUAGUCGAAGCAUUGGUGGCCAAACUAAAAGAUCAGCAGGGAUCAUGGGAGAUUUAAAGUUAUCUCCCAAUGCUGUCCGGGAAGAUGUUGAGAGCUUCCUCUUACAUGCCGUAAACAUGAGCUUCUUCGAGCGACUUAACUUGGCUCGGAAAAUAGUGUUCCCGUCUCCGGCAACUAGAAGGAGCUCUAAUGCAAAUAUAGGGAAGCAGCGUUUGAAGAUGAUCCUGUUCUCUGAUCGCUGUGCAGUUAGCGAUGAGGCGAAACAGAAAAUCGUCAAAAACAUUGUGCACGCUCUGUCGGAUUUUGUCGAGAUAGAGUCUAAGGACAAGGUUCAGCUUAGUGUCUCUACCGAUUCUGAUCUGGGAACCAUUUACUCCGUCACGGUGCCUGUUCGGCGGGUGAAGGCAGAAUACCAAGAGGAAGAUGACGUUGGGACGAUAACAAAUAUCGAGUACAAAAACACGGGAGAUCGGUCUGGUUCUGUUGAUGUCAGGUUCGAUUUCUACGUUCCAGAUGAGUAAACACAUAUUCCUGAAUUAUCUUUUCUGAUAUUUUGUUGUUUGGAUUGAAGCUUUAGGUAGCACUGCAACUUUACACUUGUUUGUAUAUAUGGAAUUUUAAUUUGAGGCCAUUUUCUCGUUUGCCCUCAUCUUCUUUCCUAUAUCUUACAUAUCCCUUU